GAAAUAGACGUGGCAAACGACUGGAUACUUCCGGUUCGCUGUGUUGACAAAUGAAAGAGAGACAGCCAGAUGGAUUCAUAAUUUUACGAUUAACUCCAAAGCUAACCCGGUUUUAACUCAGGUUAGCUAUCUCAUGCCUUGGCAGGCACCGUAGAAGGUAGUUAGCGAUCGAGCCUUGCAGAGGUAAUGGACGGGACUCGGCUGUUGUUCGUGUUGUUUGGGGGUUUGUUGGAGGUGUAUUGUGGUGUGUCGGCUAACAGAGGUGGAUCUCCUUCGUUUACUGAUGAAAUCCCAUUCAAAAUUAACUGGCCCGGGGCCGAAUUCACCCUGCCAACGUCAGGUGCCUUCUACAAAGAAGAUGACUUUGUCAUCAUGACAACAACAGAGAAGGAGAAAUACAAAUGUCUCCUGCCUUCCUUGUCAAAUGGAGAUGGUGAUGAUGACAAGGUGUACGCUGGUCCCACUCCAGGUGAUCUGCUGGACCCACUGUUCAAAGAGAGCAGCUGCUCCUACAGAAUUGAGUCAUACUGGACGUAUGAGGUGUGUCAUGGGAAACAUGUGAGACAAUACCAUGAGGAGAAGGAGACGGGACAGAUCAAAGUUCAGGAGUACGUCUUGGGAAGCAUGACCAAGACGACAGAGUCUUCAGCCACUUCAGGAACAGAAAUUGCAGAGAUAGAGAAAGUUGAGGAGAUGGAUCCCACGCCAGAAGCUGAGAAAGAGGUUCCCACUAAGAACGUGGAGGGCCAGCUGACUCCAUACUACCCGGUGUUGAUGGCCCACGGGACGGCGUGUGUCCUGAAACAGAACACGCCUCGCUCCACCAAUGUGCUGUAUGUCUGCCACCCUGAAGCCAAGCACGAGAUCCUCUCUAUCGCUGAGGUCACUACCUGCGAGUACGAAGUAGUGGUGCUGACCCCUCUGAUCUGUGCACACCCCAAAUACAGGUUCAAGUCGUCCCCAGUGAAUGCCAUCUUCUGCCAGGCCAUGUCUGGUUCUCCCCUGCGGCCUCAUAGUCUCUCUCAGAUGGACCGGGAGCAGGAGGAGCUGCUGAAACCUCCCUUCACUGCCGCUGCCCCGGAAAGAGAAGAGGAGAGUACGUCCCCCAUGAGAGAGGAGGCCUUCUCCUCUACCCAUAAGCCCCUGGUGGUGGGCGGGCAGACCCAGGUUACUGUGGGAACCACCCACAUUUCCCGUCUGACAGACGAGCAGCUGAUCAAAGAGUUCCUGAGUGGCUCCUACUGUCUCCAUGGGGGAGUGGGAUGGUGGAAGUAUGAGUUCUGCUAUGGGAAGCAUGUACAUCAGUACCAUGAGGAUAAGGAGCAAGGGAAGAACAUUGUGGUAGUGGGCAGUUGGAACGCUGAGGAACAUCUGCAGUGGGCUCAGAAGAACGUGGCCCGAUCCUACCAGUUCAAAGACGACGGGGUCCAGAAAGUAAAACUGGUGUCUCUCUUCUACGGCCAUGGGGACGUGUGUGACCUGACGGGGAAACCCAGACAGGUCAUCGUCAAGCUCAAGUGUAAGGAGUCUGAGUCUCCCCAUGCCGUCACUGUCUACAUGCUGGAGCCUCAGACCUGCCAGUACGUCCUUGGGGUUGAGUCUCCAGUUAUAUGCCAGAUCCUGGACACAGCUGAUGAGAAAGGACUUCUAUCCAUCUCCAGCUAACAGCACAGACAGAGGAGGCUGAAGAGACGGCGAAAAGGAGGGAUGAGCAGAAGUAAAAAUGAAGACGUUUUACUACAUUUAAAUUGAGAAAAUGAUGUGCACAUCUAGUAAAACGUGUUUUUUGUUCUAGAAAAUAAAGGACAGGGAUUUAGGCAAAGAUGUCCUGAAAUGGAAGACUGGAUGAACCAAGGCCCAUGGCACUACUCAGGAGGUCCAGACUGACAUGGACUUGGAGAGGAGCGUGUUGAUCCUGGAACGGCCCUUGGAACCCAGGGCCACAGCACCCCUCUUCCACCCUGGCUUAAACCUCCUAUGUACUGAACCAACUCCAUGUUGCAUCAAAAACCUUAUGAUAAACCUUACAUUUGAUUUGAGUUGGAAAUGGGACCCUGUUCAUGUCACAAGGCUCUAUGGACUGGACUUCAGAUCUUCCUCUUAGGGCAGGUUAGUUCUAGUGUUCUCUGGCCAAGAUGCCUGGACAGAACAACCAAUCAUUCAAACAGCAUCAUCAGGAUAACCAGCUUCCAUGUUGUAGUUGAACACUCUAUAUAUAAACUCCCAGUAAGUUAUUGGGUAAAUCACCAACAUUUCGGCAUCACUGUGUUCUCUUCAGGGUAAUGUCAUGAUUGCUAAAACCAGGUUAUAUAGACAACAGUGCAAUUAGCGCAACCAAUGACAUUAGUGAGGAGUGUGUCAUAAUUCAUUCUAAUGAACUUAAUAAUUGAGUGAAACUGUUAAAUAACAUUGACUAUCCAGUAGCAGCUAAUCAACCUCUCUCCUCUCAAAUAGACAGGCAUUGAGCAUGUUGCUCUACCAAGGAGAGGAGGUAACAUUGAGAUUCUACUACUACAAAGGGAGGCCUACUGGAUAUCCUCUCUAAAAACAUUGACCCCUAAUGGUCUGAAUAUUGACUUUGAUCUCAGGCCCAUUUUAUGAACAAGUCUUAUGAAUGGAUAUAUUCUUUCUACAGAUUAUCAGCGUACACCCAAUAAGUUCCCCCUGUUGAUUAUGCAUUAUGGUUGAACCAAAGAUGACAUUAACACAUUUUUUUUAUGAAAUAGGAAACAAAUAUAUAUGUGAAAUUGAACAAUGUAUGUUGGUGCUAAUAUAUACAAUAGUUAUGUUUCCAUAUGAUAACAAUAUUCAAUAUGCUAUAAUUUUACUCAAUUUCUCAGUUUCACUCAAUUCAUUCUAAUUAACUUAAUUAUGACACACCCUUCACUAUUGUCAUUGGUUGCACUAAUUCCACUGUUUGUCUACAUAAUCUGGUUUAAGCAUUCAUGACAUUACCCUGAAGGCACAGUGAUGCCGAAACAUGGUGAUUUACCCAAUAAAUGACAGGGAGUUUAUAUAGUGUGCGACUCUUUAUUUAUAGAGCUGAUAGUUUAUUCGCCGGUAGUCAGCACCUCUACAUAAAAUCAUUUUCUCUGCUCAUGUUUUUAUACGUAGUUGGUUUUAUCGGCAGCAUUUUAACUGUAUUUAUUUGGGUUUAAUUUCAGUUUGAUUACAUGCUUGUCCUUGACAAUUUAUACACAUUUUUUUGUUUGUAGAUACAGUAUCUUCCGACAAAGUCCGUUUGAAUUUUAAAAUAUUUGGACAAACAAUAUCUGGGCAUAGUAAGACUGGGGCUUUGGUGUCAGGGUUGGGGUCAAAUCCAUUUGUCAAUUCAGGAAACUGACAUUUCUAUUUCGUCAUUCGAAAGCAGUAAGGAAAAUUAGGAUUUGAAUUUCAGUUUACUUCUGAAAUUGACCCCAACCCUGGUUGUUGUUACGUUACAGGGUGAUUGAGAGUAUCUUAUAAACUGAUGUGCUGUGACUUCAAUCCCCGGAUGUUAUUGACGAGCGCUGAUGAUUAACAUUGGUUAUGCACUAAAUCAGAUGUCAUUUCUGUGUAUUUCUAAAUCUGGUGUGUUCUGUGGUUUAAAUGAGGAAUACACUGAAAAAAUAAAUACAACUGUCUGAA
This is a messenger RNA of Oncorhynchus kisutch (coho salmon), 3627 nucleotides long. It is a transcript of the gene erlec1, whose product is annotated as endoplasmic reticulum lectin 1. The coding region runs from base 187 to 1665 and encodes 492 amino acids. NCBI's taxonomy places the organism in Eukaryota, Metazoa, Chordata, Actinopteri, Salmoniformes, Salmonidae. The record is from RefSeq and is a predicted model, not a curated record. Gene Ontology annotation, biological process: endoplasmic reticulum unfolded protein response; ERAD pathway; retrograde protein transport, ER to cytosol. The transcript has 13 exons. Gene Ontology annotation, cellular component: endoplasmic reticulum lumen.